AUGACCUCAGGGCACAAACUCCUCACGUUCAUGGAUGCCUUCUUGGGCUACAACCAAAUCCGUAUGGCUCCUAAGGACCAUGAGUAUACAGCCUCCAUCAUGGACAGAGGUGUCUACUGUCACAAAGUCAUGCCCUCCGACAUGAAGAAUUCUGAUGCAAUAUAUCAGAGGAUGAUAAAUCAGAUGUUCGAAUAUCAUAUUAGGAGGAACAUGGAAGUAUAUGUGGACAUGAUUGUGAAGAGCAAAGUCUCCAACACCCAUCUGGGAGACCUUACUGAGACAUUCCGAAAGCCCAAAAGGUUUAGUAUGCGUCUCAACCCCAUCAAGUGCACCUUCGGAGUCAGCUCGGGCAAGUUCCUCGGCUUCAUCAUCCAUCAAAGGGGCAUAUGCAUGAAUCCCAAAAUGACCCAGGCGAUAACUAAAAUGCAAUCCCCUUAG
This is a messenger RNA of Musa acuminata AAA Group (dessert banana), 438 nucleotides long. RefSeq lists its product as uncharacterized. Bases 1 to 438 code for a protein of 145 amino acids. Lineage: Eukaryota; Viridiplantae; Streptophyta; Magnoliopsida; Zingiberales; Musaceae. The transcript has a single exon. The record is from RefSeq and is a predicted model, not a curated record.